AUGGCUAACAACGGACUUCAGGGACCGGGGCUUUUCACGCCUGGCGGUUCGGGAGAAGGCAACUUCAAGGACCCACGCGUUUUCUCGGAAUUCGACAAAAAUCGUCAAGUCGAUGCUGAGCUGCUUGUUCCCUCCCCAGAUCAAAUUUCCAAAGGCGAGACCAUCCCAUGCAUAACCGUGUUCAAGGUCUCGAAACCCGACCCUGAACACUGGCGAGCCGACGAAAGCUUUGUCUUCCUUACCAUUGACCAUCCAGAGGAAAAGAGCAAUUGGGAUCUCGUAACGAGCCAUCAGCAACCCAGCGAAAGGAGAUUUCGCGUCCGUUUCCUCCCUGACGACCCAAAAAACAUGUAUUUCCUUGUCGACGACAUCCAGUUCCCCGCCGCCGCCGCCCACAAGUUCAACUUGAUGUUCAGGGUGGUGGUGCGCCCUCAGUAUAUCCUGUCACAUAAUCCCCACACGAAUGAAAUUGAGCAGGACCCAGUCAUACUGCCCGAUGAGCUGUGGGACGGCGGAAAGCCGGACGGUCCGCAGAGGCACACAAGUACCCUCAAGAUGAGCGACAUCACCACAUCUCGAUGGCACCACCCCCACAGUGACCACAUAAAUCACGAACUCCGGAAACGCUUCCCUCAACCCAUGAUACGAAGCCUAGAUGGCCGCCCCGUCGCUGCUAGACUCAUCGUCUCACCCCAGCCUAAAGCCGUCUCCGGUGGGCUGAUCGAGUAUGCUGCUGUUAUUGCCGUCAACCCACGACCAAACCCGGCGCUCUAG
Messenger RNA from Neurospora tetrasperma FGSC 2508, 774 nucleotides. RefSeq lists its product as uncharacterized. Bases 1 to 774 code for a protein of 257 amino acids. Lineage: Eukaryota; Fungi; Ascomycota; Sordariomycetes; Sordariales; Sordariaceae. The transcript has 2 exons. The record is from RefSeq and is a predicted model, not a curated record.